Molecule: messenger RNA, 563 nt
Organism: Telopea speciosissima
Lineage: Eukaryota; Viridiplantae; Streptophyta; Magnoliopsida; Proteales; Proteaceae
Exons: 4
Coding region: 11-400 (129 amino acids)
Biological process (GO): potassium ion transport; proton transmembrane transport
Cellular component (GO): mitochondrial inner membrane
Source: RefSeq, a predicted model, not a curated record
UAUUACAAUCAUGAAUGCUCGAUUGAUAGUUUUUCCAAUCAAAGGAAGAAACUGGUGUUUUAGCAGAUCAGUUAAUCCAUCAGCUAUUACUAGCGAGUCGGAAUCCCAUUCUGCUCAAGCUUCUCCCACUCUUAGAGGUCUUUGGAAGAAAAUCUCCUCUAAUGGGAAACCAAUGAAUGAGAAUGCCGAACUCAUUGUAGACUUUAUCUCUGAUAAGAUGAAUCGAGCUUGGAUGGGUUUUGAGAGCGCUCCUGUUGGAAGUUUAAAAAAUAAGAUACAUGGUUUGGGACUGCGUCUUUUGUCUGGUGUUAAACCUUCUGAGAUUUUGUUGAAAUCCAUUACUAAGGAUGUUACGAAGAUCGAAAUUACCUAUCCGAAAAGCCCCAUACUUGCUUAUUGAGGACAACUUUCUUGAAACAUUGCAGCUUAAAUCCACGUCUGGUACGCCAAAGGUUAAGACAUAUUGCUAUGAGGUAAACUAUUUUCUUAGCUCUUGAGGAUUUAACAUAUCGAGGUUUAUAAGCUUGGUUCAUUUUGGGGUGUAUGCUAGUAACAACUCAUUU